UCUACGACGGUAAGAUAAUUCAAAUGCUAAUGCUAAAUGUCGCCGCCCUGAUUGUGCACUCGAGUGCGUUCGCCGCGACGGCCGCAAUUUUAUAAUGAAACAUUAACACUGGUUAACACUGUUUUAAAAAAUACAUUUUCGACGACGGUGCCGAAUUAAUGAGACUGUGAGUGCAUAAAAAGUGUAAAUUAUAAACAAUAAGCGAUGCCGGACAAGGUGGAAAAGGCAAUCAACGAGGUGCUGAAGGGCCUCGCGCCGUCCAGCGAGUCACUCAUCUGCGACUUCGGCAUUGAAGAACAAAACCGAGCACUGGAAACACAAGGCAAGGUGCCCAAAGUUGAUCCGAAGCAGGUGCCGAUAGUCGGUGAGACCAUCACCUACGUCGUCGCUGCCGUCAUCAUCAACGAGCACGGCGAAGUACUUAUGAUGCAAGAAGCGAAAAAAUCCUGUGCGGGAAAAUGGUAUUUACCAGCAGGUCGCCUGGAAAGGGGUGAAGACAUCGAAACAGCAACCAAGAGGGAAGUUCUGGAGGAAACAGGACUACAGAUUAAAUGUACAUCACUGAUUAUGGUGGAUUCUGGGAAGGGAGUGUGGUUCAGAUUUGUGCUUGUUGGUGAUGUUAUUGGUGGCACAUUAAAGUCACCAUCCAGUGCAGAUCAGGAGUCAUUGCAGGCGAAGUGGAUUCAGAAUUUGGAUGAGGUGCCACUCAGAGCACAAGACAUCUUACCCCUCAUUGACAGAGCAAGAGAGUACAAAAUGGCUAAGAAUGCUGGAGACCGCUCGUGGCACUCUGACAUUCUGCCGUCAUUGACACCGCACACGCGCGCUUACCUUCGCCUCGUCGUCCUGAUCCGCAAGAAGCGCAACAAUAAGGUGCACGUGCUUCUCAGCGAGAGGACGACGUGGCACCUACCCGUCUGCGAGAUUAACCAGGCCAAAUCUGUGCAUUCCACGCUGCACGCCUUCAUGGUGGAGAUUUUCGGUGCCGAUGUGGCAAGUCAUCGACCACACGGCAUUCUUGCGGUUGAAUUCGAUUCGAAAAAUAGUAAUGGCGGAUUUUGUAUGACACUACUCGUCGGUUUUAAGGUAGCUUUGGAAGAUGUGCCGAUUAUUGGAAAGUAUAUGUGGCAUGAGACAAAUCAGCAAUUGGGCGACUUGCUAGCAACGAGGAUUUCCAUGAAAAACUCUACGAUUGUCCUGAAUGUUAUCAGCUAGUUAAGCUUUAAAAUAUCAUAUCUUUUUAUGCCUUUGAAAGACAAAUACUAACUCGUUAUUAUUAUAAAUAAUAUUAUAACAUAGCUCAGUUUUGCUAACUUUGAGACAGACACAGUAAUUCAUUAUUGUAUAUCUAAUGUUAGUAAAAUUGAACUUGUAUCACGUUGUUAUCACCAUUCAUAUUUUAUCUUAUUAAUCAUGUAAAAUUCUAUUAUAUUUCACGAAGUAUAGAUCUAUACUUCGUGUAUAUUUAUUGAA
Dalotia coriaria is the source of this 1473-nucleotide messenger RNA. RefSeq names its product 8-oxo-dGDP phosphatase NUDT18. Lineage: Eukaryota; Metazoa; Arthropoda; Insecta; Coleoptera; Staphylinidae. The coding region runs from base 205 to 1215 and encodes 336 amino acids. The record is from RefSeq and is a predicted model, not a curated record. The transcript is spliced from 4 exons. Gene Ontology annotation, molecular function: magnesium ion binding; 8-oxo-dGDP phosphatase activity; 8-oxo-GDP phosphatase activity.